AUGGCUCAGACGCCUCAAACAUCUUUUCAACUCUUCCCUAACGUCCAAUCUCAGAAUCAUCUACAUGGCCAACCUAGAAAGGGUCACAGAAGGCGAUCAACAAGAUCACCAACAGUCUCACCAGUAGCUGAAGAUGUAAAAAUUCCAGGACAGACAGAGACUGUCAUUCUUCAGAUAAUUGAAGAUACAAAUGCGAUCACGUCACCCCCACCUGCUCGAGUCAAUCAAUCACGGCUACCUCCUGUUCUCUCAGAAACGCCUGAAAAUACGACCAAAAGUUCGAAUUCCCGAAAAGCUCCAUCCUUUUCGUCAGUUGCUCAACCUCAGUUCGCUGCGUGCUUCGAAAUUGAGACCCAGCAGCCUGUAGGCCAAAAACCUAAAGGCAGAUCGUUUUCAACCCCUUCGCCAUCUGACCCAUUUCCCUUUCGGUCAUCACCAGCCCAAUACAACACCCCUGCUGAGCCUUACGAAACCACAUUAUUUGGCUCUAAUUUUCCCAGCUCAGAUACACCGAUAAGGUGUGGAUCAAGCGCAUCUGCUCGCUCCAACAAUCCCUCGCACGCCGAAAAGAAAUCCGUGUCCAGCCACAUAAAAUCCAUAUUUCCCCUCUACGAUCCGAAUGUCCCUCUUAGCAAACAGAAAUACUACCCGCAUCGUGCAUCCUCCCUGCCACAGAUCAUUAUUCCAACUUCUGAAAGAGAUACUCGCCCGGCACCAGUACUCAUUCCGUUAAACCUUACUACCUGUCCGCCUACAGCUCGAAAAGCCAGCGUAUCAUUCUCUUCAACUGAUACACUGACGAAAUUAUGGGAUACCUCGAAUGGAGAAAGGUCCGUGACGGAUCUAGACACUUUCUAUCUGAAAAUGCGAAAGAUCGAUGCAUUUACCUUCGUGUUUGGAAGCCAGACCUCCCCAUUCUAUACACUUCGCACCAACCCAAUGAAUGAUCUUGAAAUCCAUAGGACCCAUCCCAAACGGCCGAACACCAAAUCACCGGUUAUGACACUAAAUAUUGGCGAUGCCAGUCGAGAAAGUCACGGAGGCAUUUCCCUUGCUCUAUUCCCUAAGCUUGCCGAACUCUUGACAAGGGAGCAUGCUUUGGAGUUCGCUCGGAAGAAUAACCUACCCCCUUUGAAUGCAAUGCAGGCGGAAAAUGAUGCUCUAAUGAGAUCAGAAGCUCAAAAUUCUUGUAUUCUUGAGCUGAAACCUGCGCAAAGCCAGUAUAAUAUCUAUUACCCAACAUUACUUGGGUUGGGUAUGGCCCCCACUCAUGGCCAGGGCCCUUCCCACCCACCGAGUCAAUUCGGGGUACUCCAUGCAACCGUGUUGACUACGCUACCCCACACUAUUGCCAUGCGUCAAUAUCCGAUAAUUCAAAUUGCGCCCCCAAAUGCCGACCUAAAUACCCAAGCUCCCUUGGUUUCUUUGGACCUUGAAAGUAUGGCAUUGUCUAUUAAUGUCCGACAGAUACUAACCACGACUCGCUCAUUCUACGGGAUUGAUACCAUGGUUUCUUCAAUUUUGACCGUCGCACUAUCGAAUGAGACGUCUAGAUCCAUUCUCUCCAGCAUGAGCAUCCAGUCCCCUAGGCCCUCUGUAGUACCCCCCCUUUACCGAGAGGACUCCCCACAGCCGGAGCUUCCGGCCAGGAAUGCAGGCGUUCAGCUAAUCGCUACCCAAGCGGAGCGGGAAGAUGUCGAAGAAGCUAUGCUAAUGGAUCAAAUUCGCUCCCAACCGCGGCCUCAUGCUAAGCAACGGUUCUCCCUCAUGAGUAUCUUGCCUUGGAAACCCGAAAGUGACGAGCCAACUAAAGUCAAAGAUAAGAAGAAACCCAAGAAGAAAGCAAAGCCCGUUGCAGUGGAAGAAUUUGACCUUGAGCAGUAUGGGAGUAAUGCAAAGGGUGCUUAUGAAAAGCAGAAGCUUCCAAGGACAUCGAGGGUAAUCUUAAAGUUCAUCUCGUGGGCAUUUUCAGCAACCAUUUGGAUACUGACUAAGGCUGUCAAGUUCUUGGUUUGGGUGGUGGUUACUAUUACGAAGCGAAUGACACGUGAGAAAUCUUGA
Molecule: messenger RNA, 2061 nt
Organism: Ophidiomyces ophidiicola
Lineage: Eukaryota; Fungi; Ascomycota; Eurotiomycetes; Onygenales; Onygenaceae
Exons: 2
Coding region: 1-2061 (686 amino acids)
Source: RefSeq, a predicted model, not a curated record